Messenger RNA from Leptonychotes weddellii (Weddell seal), 336 nucleotides. The record is from RefSeq and is a predicted model, not a curated record. NCBI's taxonomy places the organism in Eukaryota, Metazoa, Chordata, Mammalia, Carnivora, Phocidae.
AUGAAUUAUGUUUGUAUCUUGUUUGCAGAUGAUUCUGGGCUGCCUCCUUCUACUGUUAUCAACCAAAAUGACACUUUCGCCAAAGUCACUUUUAAGCCAAGUGUGGUCCAACAAGCCAGGAUUGCUCAGAAUGGCAUUUUGGGAGAUUUCAUCAUUAGAUAUGAUGUCAACAGGGAACAGAGCAUUGGGGACAUCCAGGUUCUAAAUGGCUAUUUUGUGCACUACUUUGCCCCCAAAGACCUACCUCCUUUGCCCAAGAACGUGGUAUUUGUGCUUGACAGCAGUGCCUCCAUGGUAGGAACCAAGCUCCGGCAGGUGUAAAGCCCUGGCACUAGC